AUGACUUCAACUACCGCCCAGAAUGCGGUCGAUAUGGCCAUGAGCCACGAGCCCAAGGUCGCGACACCCAUGUACGAAGUCACUGAGAAGCAGGCGUUGUCUGGAAAGGAUGUCGCGUCAAGCACCGCUGGCAGCCAGCACCUCGCCCCUGUAGUCGAGUUCGAAGCCGACCUUGAGGGCGAAGAGCCAACCGAGGAAGAGCUGGCAACACUCCGUCGUGUAUCUGGAAAGAUUCCCUGGACUGCAUUUACCAUCGCCUUCGUCGAGUUGUGCGAGCGAUUCGGAUACUAUGGUUGUCAAGUGCUUUACACAAACUUCAUCCAACAGGACCUUCCUGUCAUCGAUGGUGUCGUGCAAAGCACCGGCCGCGACCCUCGAUCUGAUGGUCAACCCGGUGCCCUCGGCAUGGGGCAGCGCGCCUCCUUCGGUAUUGGCCAGUUCAACUCUUUCUGGUCCUACACCACGCCCAUCAUCGGCGCCAUCAUUGCCGACGAGUACCUUGGACGUUUCAACACCAUCUUCAUUGCCAUUGCAUUUUCCAUUCUCGGUCACAUUUUGCUCAUCGUUUCGGCGAUUCCCACAGUGUUGACCAGCGGCAAUGCGAUUGCGCCAUUCAUCCUGGGUGUUAUUCUACUCGGUUUCGGAACCGGUGCUUUCAAGGCCAACAUCAGUCCCUUGAUUGCGGAGCAAUACAGGCAGAGUAAGCCUAGGGUUAUUGUUGAGGCUAAGACAGGCGAGAGGGUUAUCACGGACCCCAACAUUACCAUUUCACGAAUCUUCUUGUACUUCUACAUGUUUAUCAACAUUGGAUCUCUCACUGGACAAAUCUCCAUGGUAUACGUGGAGAAACUGACCUCAUUCCAGGGCUUCUGGUGCGCAUGGUUGCUUCCUACCAUCAUGUUCUGCUUCUGCCCCAUCGUCCUCUGGUUCUGCAAGGGCAAAUACCAUCUCAACCCACCUACGGGCUCUGUCCUUAUCCGUGCUAUCAAGCUCCUCAAAUUGGCAUGCAAGGGCAAAUGGUCGCUUAACCCCGCUCAGACUCGCAAGAACUUCAAGAGCGAGCGCUUCUGGGAGGAUGUCAAGCCUAGCCAUCUCGGUGCCAGCAAGCCUCACUGGAUGCAGUUUGAUGACGCGUGGGUCGACCAGGUCGCUCGUGGUCUACGUGCUUGCUCUUGCUUCACAUGGAUCCCUCUGUACUGGCUGUCUUACAACCAGAUGAACAACAACCUGACUUCUCAGGCCGCCACCAUGGAGCGUAACGGUGUCCCCAACGACAUCAUCACCAACCUCAACCCCAUCUCCCUCGUCAUCUUCAUCCCCAUUGUCGACAACUUCCUGUACCCCGCGCUCCGCAAGGCCGGCAUCAAGUUCACGCCUAUCAAGCGUAUCGCGUUCGGUUUCCUGCUCGCCUCCCUCGCCAUGGUCGGUGCCGCCGUCAUCCAGCACUACAUCUACGCAACCGGCGAGUGCGGCAAGUACAUGAACUCGUGCGACAACUUCGCGCCCGUCAACGUGUGGACGCAAGCCGUUCCCUACGUGCUCGUCGGGUUCUCCGAGAUCUUCACAUCCAUCACCGGUCUGGAAUUCGCCUUCACCAAGGCCCCCAAGAACAUGCGAUCGCUUGUUACUUCGUACUGGCACUUCAUGUCUGCGUUUUCCAACGCGCUUGGCCAGGCGUUUGUCUCGCUAUCCGAGGACCCGUUGUUGGUGUGGAACUACACUACCGUUGCUAUUCUGGCGUUCAUUGGAGGUGUCUUGUUUUGGUUCCAUCAGCGCCCAACGGACAAGCAGGAGGACAGCCUCAACAUGCUUCCCGACUCCACGUAUAUGGGCAAGGACCGCAGGCACAGUGUUGCCGAGGAGAGUGCCAGGCAUGCUUAGGCGGUUGGCAAGAUGUGGGAUAUAUGGAUCGGUUGAAGGACCGAUGUGUACGACAUGGAGACGAGGCGAUGAUACCUACCUAAUUUGAUGAUAUAAAUCAU
Parastagonospora nodorum SN15 is the source of this 1982-nucleotide messenger RNA. RefSeq lists its product as hypothetical. Gene Ontology annotation, biological process: transmembrane transport; oligopeptide transport. The record is from RefSeq and is a predicted model, not a curated record. Bases 1 to 1881 code for a protein of 626 amino acids. The transcript is spliced from 5 exons. Gene Ontology annotation, molecular function: dipeptide transmembrane transporter activity. Lineage: Eukaryota; Fungi; Ascomycota; Dothideomycetes; Pleosporales; Phaeosphaeriaceae. Gene Ontology annotation, cellular component: membrane.